Messenger RNA from Staurois parvus, 2299 nucleotides. The record is from the annotation of a GenBank genome assembly. Lineage: Eukaryota; Metazoa; Chordata; Amphibia; Anura; Ranidae.
CCAACAGGUUCAGUCUACCAGUCCGUCAGCAUUUCCGACCAAUUACCAUAUACGUCCAUGUCCCAGAGGGAAAUUUCCAGAACGCCAUCAAAAACCAUUGACACCAUGAAGGACUAUCAGACAUCAGCGUAUGAAAAUGGGUGGAGUGGAGGAUACUCACAAUAUGGCCAACGGAGGCAGGAAAAUGGUUGGGCUGGGAGCUACAAUACCUACAGUCAGUGGGGUACUGAAAGAGACUUGAACCAGAGGAAGCCUCUAUCUAGAAAGGAGGUUUCUCCAGAAAGAGAAGUUGGAAUGGGAACAUAUGAACAAAGGAAAAAUACAUCAGCCAGCUUAAGAUAUCCAGAUCACCGGCAGUACAAUGCCUCCACUGCCCGCUACUCACGCUCCGAAUUUGGAACUGCGGCUAAAGCACGGCAGAGCACCACCAGAAAGUCCAACAUGUCUGACCAAGAUUCUGUGUUCAUGAACAGCGGCCCAAACAGUCCAGCCAAAGCCAUCUAUGAACAGAGGAACAGCCGAAGUCUAAACAACCUUCUUGAUAAGGAGAAUUACCAGACUUCCUACAUGGCAGGUAGUGGCCAAGUUAAAGCAGUAAUCUCACCACAACAGAUGUACAGUAGACCAGAGAUUCACAGAGCGACAUACCAAAAGACUGUCUACAGGACUGGAAGGGGGGAUUAUUCUGGAGUCAGUGGAAUGAACAUGAGUGGCAAGAGAACAACCAUGACAGCUGGGAGGGUUGCUGCUGGAAGUGGAAUUGUGCAAGACCGUGUUGAUGGUGUCCAGAUGGAAGGGCCUGUUGGAAGCUCAGCUCCGGUUCAGGUGACGUCAGAGGUGGACAUGACCCUGGAGAGGGCAGUGAGUGUGCUGCAAAGUGACAACUCCACCUCAUACUGGCAAGUUGCAGCUGCCAACUUCAUUCAACAUGAGUGCUUCCAGAAGAUUGAGGCAAGAAGGCGGGUAUACACCCUAGGUGGGAUUCCACGGCUGAUACGCCUUCUGAACAAUGACAAUGAGGAAGUGCAGCGGGCAGCCUGCGCGGCUCUCAGGAAUUUGGUGUUCGAGGACAACGAUAACAAACUGGAGGUGUGCGAACAGAGGGGGAUGCCAACUCUACUGAACUUGAUGAGAGAUACACAGGACCUGGAGAUAAAGAGACAAAUCACAGGCUUACUCUGGAACCUAUCAUCCAACGACCAGCUGAAGGUCAUGCUGAUUCGGGACGCUCUGAGCACCCUGACCAAGAGUGUUAUCAUCCCAUGUUCCGGCUGGAAGGAGGGCGAGUACUCCAAGAACGACAUGAUGAAUGAUGCUGACAUCUUCUACAAUGCCACCGGAUGUCUCAGAAACAUGAGCUCAGCAGGCCCAGAGGGACGACAAGCCAUGAGAGGCUGCGAUGGCCUCAUCGACUCCCUUGUACAUUAUGUCAGAAAGAGCAUCGCUGACUACAAACCAGACGACAGGGCCACAGAAAACUGUGUGUGUAUCUUGCACAACUUGUCAUACCAGUUGGAAUCUGAGCUGCCAACCCAAUACAGCAAGUAUUUCUAUGUACAGAACAGGAAACGAGGCUCCCAGCGACACAAGCAUUGGCUGUUUUGGUGGUCGUAGCAGGAAGGUUAAAGAGCAAUGGGGAGACACCCCAGUAGCAGAAGAAAUCAGCAACCCACGAGGGGUGGAAUGGCUGUGGAACUCUAUUGUUGUACGAAUGUACCUGUCACUCAUUGCCAAGAGCUCCCGAAAUUACACGCAGGAAGCAUCCCUGGGGUCACUCCAGAAUCUCACCGCCGGCAACGGAUCGAUGCCUUUCUCCGUUGCUCAGAUGGUCGUCCAGAAAGAGAAUGGACUUCAGCACAUCCGAAAUAUGCUGUUUGCAAGUGAUCCAGGAGUGAAGCGGACAACAGUCUCUUUGCUGCGGAAUUUGGCACGCAAUUCUUCUCUCCACAAUGAUAUCGCCACAGAACUGAUGCCUGAUCUAGUGCGGGCCCUGCCAGACUCUGUCCCAGACUCCAACAUUGCCAACGAAACCGCCGCGUCCCUGUGCUACGUCCUCAACAGUCUGAUCAGCAGCAACUCUCAGAACGCAAAGCUCCUCCUGCAAAACGGCGGUGUCCGCAAACUCAUCAAUCUUAGCAGCAGUGACGGGACCAUGGGGUCUAAAGCUGGAAAAGCCGCCUCACUUGUCCUGUACAAUAUGUGGUCACAUCAAGAACUUCACAGUGCCUACAAGAAGGCAACAUUUAAAAAAGGAGAUUUUGUCAACCCCAAAACUUCAAAAGCAUACCAUUCCCUGUGA